UUGCCGCGAUUAAAGCCACAAAGCAAUAUAUAUAUAUAUGAGAGCCAAAGACGGGGUGGAAUCGGUGAAAGAAAGUCGCGAGUGAAAUUUGUGUGCCGCCGAGACGAAUGCCGAUGACAAAACAAACGUAAAUCGACAAAAAGUGCGCCGGCCAAGUGCCUGUCAAUAUUGCUGCAAGUGAGGAAAAAUAAGUGAAAAAAGCUGGUGUAAGGCAGAGACAGCGAUACCUAAAAGCCAAAAAAAAGUGAAUUUUGAUCUUGAUUAGCCGCCCAGCUAAUCCAAGGCCCAAUUUGAGCUAAUCCAGCCAGUGAAGCACAGCUGUCCGGCUCUCGAAAUGAAGGUCCUCAGCCUGAGCCUGCUACUGGUGGCUCUGCCUCUGAUGUGCCGCUCCCUUCCUGCCACCGACAAAUCCUCGCUCUCGCUGGAGGACACAGACCUCACGGACAACGAGCCGGGCGAGAGUGUCAAGGAGUCCCAGAUCCACAAGCGUUCGGGCAGCUUCGACUAUGUGGCGCACCUAAAGUCCGGCCUGCUGUCUGGCAUAGGCCAGGCCUCCGCCUCGAUUGCCUCUGGCAGUUCCGGCGGAAGCAGCGGCGGCGGGAAUAGCUACAAGUCCCACGAGAUCGUUGUCCAUGGCAACUCGGUGGACUAUGACCCUUGGUCAUUCAAGAAGUCCGUGCUAAACACCAUCUUCCAGGCGGUGAAGGCCAUCACUGGCGGGGUCACGGCUCUCAAGGGUCAGCUGAUCAAGGGCAGCGGCUACGCCUUGAGUGCGGGCGGCAACCUGGUGGCCGCCGGCGGAGACAAGGUCACCGACGUAGGCAAGUCCAUCAUCAACUCAGCGCACAUCAACUCGCACACCUAUGCCACUAGUCACUCCUCCAGCGGCGGCGGCGGGCUCUUCGCCAAGCUGAGCUCCCUGUCUGGCGCCUCCUCCGGCGGCAGCAGCGGUCACAAGUCCCCAGCACCUGUCCUGCACACCGAGACGAUCACCACAUACGAGAUACCCACUGGCCAUGCCAGCUACGGUCCGCCCUCGAAGCCGCCAUCCUAUAGCAGUGCCACUCAUCAAUAUCUGCCACCGGUGGGUGGGUCCAAUUACGUGGGCGGCGGGGCGCCCUUCAGCGUGAGCCACCCGGCGGCCUUCGAGUCACCGCCGAGCAACUAUCUGCCAUCGGCCUACGGACAAGAUGCCACCAGUGCCAAUAGCAAUGACUUUAAUAUCUACGGACGCCACACCAAGUUGACGGAUGAGGAAGCCCGCAAGGCGGCUCUGCAGCUCCAGGAGAUCCUCAGCCUCCUGCCCAAUGGCAAGACCGAGUACACAGCCUCCAAGACGGUGGCUCUGGACACGAGCAGCGUGCCCACAGGAUCGGGCUUGGAGCAGGCCGAGGUCUACAACAGCUAUGGUCUGCCACUGCCCAACAAUCUGGGCACCCUGGAGUCCUUGUCGCACACGGAGUCCAUAACGGCUGCCUAUAAUCCAGUGGCUUCAAAGAAUCCGGCGGAUGUGUACCACCAAAUGGCUAAGAGGCCGAGUGCCGAGGAGCUGUACAUCCAGAAGCACCCCAAUGAGGGCUAUGACUACGCACCACCGUCAUCGGGACCUCCACCUCUACUGCCCACACCAAGGCCGCCAUCGUCAGCCAGUGAUUACCGGGUGGAGAACUACCAUGCCUCCAAGAGUAACGCCCUCAAGGAUCUGACGCCCAUCAUAGCCGCCCUGGAAGUGGCCAAGCGGAAGGGCAAUAGCCACAGCAGCGGGCCGCCCGUCUACUCCAUCGAGAAGCAGGUGCACAAGCAGCAGCAAGCCCCCUUUCAGUACCUGCCGCCGGUGGUGCAGAAGUCCAAGUACGUGUACAGUGCACCGCCGCAUCACCACAGUGGUGGCUACAAAGUUCGACGGCAUGUGGCGAGUCCGAAGCACCCAAAGCGAAGCGUCUUCAGGCCGCAGGACUACGAGAUCCAGGACCCGCUGAUGUUCAACCGGUUGAUGGAGGUUUAGGGAACCAGCCGGAAACCCUAGUUAGGCCUCAUCAUAGCUCGUACUCCUCUAAGUCAUGUUGCAGCAUUUACUUGUAACUUAUUUAUGUUAUCCCUAUCGCUAUCGUAAUUAAUUAUUUAUUGAGCUUCCCGAUGGUUGGCAAUAAGGGUGAACCCCACAUUGCAUCCCGAGCACAGCAUGCCCCCUGAAUCAGCACCCACCACCACUCUGUCCCACUCUGUGUCUCUCUCCCUUCUUGCACCGAAAACCAGACCAAAUAGGAUUCCUUCUCACCUCUCACCGCUCUCUUUGCAGUCUACCAUCCGUAGAGGACGAGGCGGAAGGACCUCUGCGGACCUCUGUCCAUCUCCACGUAUCCUAGAGUUAGUCAAUCCGUAACCGUUCCUGCCUAUUCCGAAAACUAUUCUCAUUCUAUAUAUACCACAUAUGUUUCCCACUCCAAUCUGAAUUUGAAUCUGAAACCGAAACCCAUUCGCGGGCGUCACAGAG
Drosophila kikkawai is the source of this 2494-nucleotide messenger RNA. RefSeq lists its product as uncharacterized. The record is from RefSeq and is a predicted model, not a curated record. Lineage: Eukaryota; Metazoa; Arthropoda; Insecta; Diptera; Drosophilidae.